Messenger RNA from Caenorhabditis elegans, 544 nucleotides. It is a transcript of the gene K07A1.4, whose product is annotated as TransThyretin-Related family domain. The record is from RefSeq and is marked reviewed. Bases 18 to 461 code for a protein of 147 amino acids. The transcript has 3 exons. NCBI's taxonomy places the organism in Eukaryota, Metazoa, Nematoda, Chromadorea, Rhabditida, Rhabditidae.
AAUUUUUUCUUUGAAAAAUGCAUAGAUCUGUGAUUUUUCUUCUCACCAACGUUGUUUUAUGCAUCGCAUCUGUGGACCGAUUCCUUUUUGAUGUUUCAUUGACCUGUCAUCUUCAUCAUAUUGGAAGAUAUUCGUAUAAAAUUCAAUUUGUUGAAUCGGAUUUUUGGGUACUUAACAAAGAUGAUAUAAUCACUCCACCGAAAUUCGGAGAAGCUCUUCCAGGAAGUCAUAAUUUUACAAUGUUUGGAAAACAAGAAGGAGAUGAGAUCACUUCGGAGGGUUACGAUGUGAGAAUGCUCCUUACUCAUAAUUGUAAUGGAAAUAGGGAAGAUAUUGGUGCCUACAUGUAUGUUAAGCCACUUUGUCCAAUUGGUACUGGCUUGUGUCAUUUCAAAAUUUCAAGAGAUAUCACGGAUAUGAGAGGAAAAGUUACGAUGUAUGCAAAUCUGGUAGAUGAUUAAAGAAAACCAAAUCGCGCUCUUCGUUUUUGAACUACACUAUUCCGAAUAUUAAUUACUUUACAAAAAUAAAUGAUUAACGUGAA